CAAUAUUUUCUAGUUAUGAACUUCUUAGGUGGUUAUCCGGCCAAAUUGAAGAAAGUUCUGAUUGUCACAGCGCCACUGUGGUUCAAAGCCCCGUUUAAAAUACUCAGGCUUUUUGUGCGAGAAAAAUUGAGGGAUCGUGUGUUCACUAUUAGCUUGCCUCAGUUGACCCAGCACAUACCCAGGGAAUCGCUGCCAAGGCAUUUGGGCGGCACGGUGGACGUCGAACACGAUAAAUGGUUGUCCUACUGCCUGAACUACAUGACGAACAGUGAUAAAUAUGGAAGYUCGGCUAUGUCCGACCACAUAUGCAAUUCAAACAGCGUGAAAAAGGACACCGGGUCAGAGACCAAAGCGAAUAAUCUGUUGAAAGAGAACAACGUCGUCAWCGAAGAAAGCGCCGUCGUCCAUGACAAUUUGUUGUCAGGUUGGACAUGCAACACGACAAAUUCGAGAGAAGAGAUUUCUCCGAUGCCUCCGUCGUCGGUCAGUAGCGGGUUUUCGGACGACGACAGUUUGCGUUGCGAUUCUAGUCAAAGUUUAACUAUUAGUCAAUUUGUUGAAUAUGUAUUGAAAAAGAAGAGGGCCGGUCUCAUUAGGGAAUACGAAGAGAUAAAGACCCGUUCUUUCGACGGUACAUUCUCUGUUGCCAAGGCCCGACCCAACCUUCUGAAGAAUCGAUAUACGGAUGUGCUUUGCUACGAUCACACCAGGGUGAUGUUGGCGGAGUCGGACAAAGAACCRAUGUCCGACUACAUACACGCCAAUUUCGUCGAUGGUUAYAAACAGAAGAACGCGUUCAUAUCCACGCAGGGCCCGCUGCCGCACACGUGCGCUGACUUCUGGCGGAUGGUUUGGGAACAGCAAGUGCUAGUCAUCGUCAUGACCACCAAGGUAUUUGAGUGUGGCAAGAUUAAGUGCGAACAGUACUGGCCACCUGACGAGACGUCCGAUGAUCAUACGUACCAAAACUUCAAGGUGUCUACUACGUCCCUCAGUCAGUUUGACAACUACGCUGUCACCCGAUUGGAAUUAACUAACACCAACACCAACGAGGUCAGACAAGUGUCUCAUUUCCGUUUCAACUCGUGGCCGGAUUUCGGCGUGCCACACAGCGCUGUCGCCAUGUUGGAUUUCCUCGGCAAGGUCCGGAAAUGUCAAUCGUCCAUGUUACAAGACCUCGGUGACAAAUGGGCCGGACACCAACGGGGGCCUCCGAUAAUCGUCCACUGUUCGGCGGGCAUCGGACGAACAGGAACGUUCUGCACACUGGACGUUUGCAUCAACCGCCUGGAGGAAACCAGCACCGUGGACAUUAAAGGUGUGGUGGAAAAGAUCCGGUCGCAGCGGGCCUAUUCCAUCCAAACGCCUGAGCAAUACGUUUUCUGCCACUUGGCGUUGAUCGAAUACGCGUCAGCCAGAGGUUUCCUCUGUUCGCCGCCGGAUCUCAGCGACUUGAAGCCCCUCGAAGAUUCGGACUGAUGGACGACAGCAACGAAAAUCGUGCAUAGGUCGGACAAAGCAUUUAUCAAUACUUAUAUAGAAAUUCAAUAUAUUUAUAUAUAUA
This is a messenger RNA of Diuraphis noxia (Russian wheat aphid), 1564 nucleotides long. RefSeq names its product Protein tyrosine phosphatase Meg2 (gene Ptpmeg2). NCBI's taxonomy places the organism in Eukaryota, Metazoa, Arthropoda, Insecta, Hemiptera, Aphididae. Gene Ontology annotation, biological process: protein dephosphorylation. Gene Ontology annotation, molecular function: protein tyrosine phosphatase activity. The record is from RefSeq and is a predicted model, not a curated record.